Molecule: messenger RNA, 3357 nt
Organism: Fonsecaea erecta
Lineage: Eukaryota; Fungi; Ascomycota; Eurotiomycetes; Chaetothyriales; Herpotrichiellaceae
Exons: 3
Coding region: 1-3357 (1118 amino acids)
Biological process (GO): RNA polymerase II preinitiation complex assembly; transcription by RNA polymerase II
Cellular component (GO): transcription factor TFIID complex
Molecular function (GO): TBP-class protein binding; histone acetyltransferase activity; RNA polymerase II general transcription initiation factor binding
Source: RefSeq, a predicted model, not a curated record
AUGACCACCGAUGUGUACCAGCAGGCCAACGACCUCGACGGUCUUUUCGACGAUGUCGACGACGAGAUGGCCGAGAUGGGCGAUAUGGGCGAUAUGGGCGAUUCAGCAGCCAAUACACCCCUCGACCAGAGUUUCACUGUGCCGGGAGAGACAAAUGAUGAACUCAGCGCGCUGUUGAAUGAAGGUGGUGGCGAGGGCUUCAACUUGGAUGAGUUGAAUGAAAGAGAACUGGAGCAGGGCGAGAAGGCGGAUGAUGCGGUGGAUUACGAAGACAUCGGCGACGAUGAUUCGUUACCUGAGGAAGAGCCGACGCAAGUUGAGAUAACAACCGACAUGCUGCCUGGAAUUGAGGAGAACGCUUUAGAUGGCCUGGACGACGACGACCUGUUCGGCCCUUCUAGUCCCAUCCUGGUCAAUGCACCGCCGCCGGUUGCUGCUCCUUUGAAACUCGACGACAAACCCGCGAAGGAUGCGGACCAAGAGUCGGAUCUUGCCUCUGAGCAUGGCGACGAAGCAACACAGGACCUGUCGAUGCUGGAGGCUGAACUGGAUGAGGUUGAAGAUGCAGAGUAUCGCAUACAGCUGGCGCUCUUCGCACAAUCCGGUAAAGGCUACAUUCCGAAAACGGAGCAGGAGAACAUUGAAGAAUGGUUGAAAGUCGAGUUUCCCAAGUUCAAGCGUGACGAGGCACCAUAUUUCAAUGAGCUUUUCCCUCCCCGACCGCACAAGUGGCAGGGGAAAGCGCCGUUGAAGCCUCCAAAACAAGUCCGCCCAACCAAAGUCAACCUGGAAAUCGAGCAAGACCAGAGGGUGGCGUUCAAUUCGGUGGCCCCGAUUCAAACGACAGAUGUUGGCGCGGAUUUUGUGAAGAUUCGAGAAGUUGCAGUCCCUGUGGAGGCUGCAGAGUCAUCGGAAGAAUCCGAUGCUGACGAGCCUCUCCCUGGCGGAUUCACGAUGCGUGAUCUGGAAUUCAUGUGCACUGACUUCGAUACGCUGUCGCACCUGGCACCUUCAGACGAGGAAUUUGUCGAGAUCAGCCCUCGAAUUGUCGACAGCGACGAAGAGGUGUUUGGUUUCGAUAAUUAUCAUGAUCUGGAGAAGCCCCGCAAGAGGCGCCGCCUUGGGUUGGAUCCACAGGAUAUCGUCAAAAUCCGUGAGCUCGACGUCCCCUCCUUCGACGAGCCCGAGAAAAUGACCGCCAGACUCGCCACCAAGGUCGUUCUGGACUUGAAUGACACCGAUCUCCUUGUUGAAGAGGUCGAUCCAGAGGCCCUCAGAGCAAAGAACCGUCCCGGCGAGAAGCAACCCACCAUCAAAACGCUCAAGGAACGCCUUCAAUAUCGCUUCAAAACCUCGAAUGAUGCCGAAUAUGACCUUCUUAAGCAGAAUCAGAGGCAUAAGGUUCGAGGCCAACUCACCAAUCUGACCAUUGAACACUCGCUUCCUGCUAUCCGUUUGCAAUACCCCUAUUACCAAGUCCAGUUGUCCCUUCAAGAGUUGCGCAAUUACCACCGGAAGCGCAUGCACUUCAGACACCCUAUAGUAUUUCGGCAACCGGCAAAGAUCAAGAGAAAGCACCAAAAACAUCGAUCCGCCUUGGAGCUUUAUCCUACCACGAAAGAGAUUUCGAUGGCCGACAAUUCUUCGAUCAUUCUCCUCGAAUAUUCCGAAGAGCAUCCACCGAUGCUUUCUCAAACAGGCAUGGGUAAUAAGAUCAUUAAUUAUUAUCGCAAGAAGAGCAAUGAAGACAACUUUAGGCCGAAAUAUGAUAUCGGCGAGACCUCGCUGUUGCUGCCGGAGGAUAAAUCUCCCUUCCAUAUCUUCGGCCAAAUCGAUCCGGGCGAAACGGUAACAGCUCUCUAUAACUCCAUGUAUAGAGCCCCCGUCUUCUCCCAGGAUGUCAAUUCCCACGAUUUCUUGGUCAUUCGAGAGACAACGGGAGUGCACGGGCAAAGCCACUAUUUGAGGAACCUCGAAAACGUUUUCGUGGUUGGACAAGAACUGCCUUCGGUUGCCGUACCCGGAACACAUUCACGCAUGGUCACAACUGCCUCCAAGAAUCGACUGAAAGCCAUCUCAUACCGCAUCGCUCGCAAAAAAAGAACGAACCGCAUCCAUGUCGAAGAUAUUACGAGACACUUCCCAGGCACGACAGACAUGCAGAACCGACAAAAGAUGAAGGAGUUCAUGGUUUUCAACAAAGAAUUCAAGGAAUGGGAAAUGAGGCCGGGAGACAAGGUUCCGAGUGAAGAGCAAAUCCAAAGUAUGAUUCGGCCGGAAGAUAUCUGUCUUCUCGAGUCAAUGCAAGUCGGCGCACAGUAUCUCCAGGAUGCCGGGUAUGCAGACAAUGAUGAGGAAGAUGACACAAAAGAAAAUGACGCCGAUAGUGUCGAGCAGCAACUCGCGCCGUGGAGAACGACAAAGAACUUCCUACAGGCUACCCAAGGCAAGGCCAUGCUCAAGUUAUUCGGAGAGGGUGAUCCCUCGGGCCGCGGUGAGGCAUUUUCGUUCAUCAAGACAAGCAUGAAAGGUGGAUUUCGACCAAUUGGUGGCUCUGCUAUGGAUGCAAUUGCUUUGAAGAGGGAACUCGGCGGUCACAGCUAUAAUGUCGCGCGGCAACAGAAAUCCUACGAAGAAUCUAUUCGCGGGAUCUGGGACAAACAGAAGGCUAGUCUAGGGUCGAAGAUUGAACCGUCAGACCUCGACAUGGACGGGGAUGUUGAUGCACAAGAAGAUAAAUAUCCGGAGAGCCGGUCGAAUCUCCGAGCAACACCAAUGUCGGGAACGCAGACACCCUCGAUCUCGAGACGGCGAGAUGACGAUACGGCUACCUCAUUCAGUAGACGCAGUGUCGGCAGUCAGGCUCAAAAAGCGCUACGGAUUGUGCGCCGCGUCAAAACCAAAGAUGGUGAAAUCGUCGAGCAAGAACACUUUGAAACUGACCCGGCAGUGAUCAAGCGAUAUAUCAAGAUUAAGGAAGCGGAAGAUAUGCAGACCACAAGUGAACUCGAACCUACCGGCGAUCCAGAGCUGGAUGCACGGCGAAAGAAACGACUCGAAGAUGCUCUCGCGCAACUCGAGAAGAACAAAGCCCGUCGGCAAAAGCGCAAUAAGAACAAGGAAGCCCUCCUAGCCGCUACCUCACCCGGCGGCACAGCCAUGUCUCCAGACGCGGAUGGAGUUGGUGGCGGCAGAAAUUCGCAUCCCACGCAGCGGAAGUGUGCGAAUUGUGGCCAGGUAGGCCACAUCAAGACCAACAAAAAGUCAGUCACCCACGUUAAGUGUAACAAUUGCCAUCUCCCCAUUGAUCGCAAGGUUGGAUCCCUGUGGCUGAGUGCUCCGAACUUCUCUGGUUGA